Ahaetulla prasina is the source of this 2358-nucleotide messenger RNA. It is a transcript of the gene PRKCZ, whose product is annotated as protein kinase C zeta. NCBI's taxonomy places the organism in Eukaryota, Metazoa, Chordata, Lepidosauria, Squamata, Colubridae. The record is from RefSeq and is a predicted model, not a curated record. Gene Ontology annotation, biological process: protein phosphorylation. The transcript is spliced from 20 exons. Bases 552 to 2330 code for a protein of 592 amino acids. Gene Ontology annotation, molecular function: protein binding; ATP binding; protein serine/threonine kinase activity.
CUUCUUUAACCUGCCCGCGCGCACGGGAGCGCGCCUCCUCCUCAGGAAGUGGGGGGGGUGGUUAAAAAAAAAACACGAAGUGGGGAGGGGAAAAAAAAAAGAGGUCCUGUCAGGAAGGGGCGGACGCGAAGGACGACUGCGAGCUAUUCCCUGUCGUCUCCUCCUCCGGGAAGUUGGAGCCAAACUUCCGCGGAGCGCGAGCGAGGCGGGCGCGGGAAGUGCGGAGAGAGGCGACCCCCCCCCACCUCACUUCACCUCAGCCUGGAAGUGAGGAGUGGGUGGGUGGGAUACCUGUAGAAAGGGAGACACACACACCCCCAAGCAGGUCCUAUUUGAUUGUCCAGACACAGUCGGCUGGUGGUAAAAGAACUGGAUUCCUAAACUGAAAGAGACUUUUGGGUGCAUGCAGUCUAAUGAAGUUUUUUACUGGGAAGAAGCAUAAAAACGUUGCCUGUUCAUUUUUCGCAACCCCUCAUCAUUCUUUGAAUGAUUUGGAAGAUGAGUCUAUAAAACGAGGACGUUGUUUCCCCAUUUGAAUCUUGCAUAGUAUCAUGCCUACCAGAAUGGGAUCCAAAAUGAACACGAAGAAAGACUUCAUUAGAGUAAAAACACAUUAUAAUGGGGACAUCCUCAUUACCAACUUGGGUGCCUCGAUCAACUAUGACGAACUUUGUGAUGAAGUGAGAGAAAUGUGCAAUUUAUCACAGGAUCAACCAAUUACCCUGAAGUGGAUUGAUAAUGAAGGUGAUCCCUGUACCAUUUCGUCUCAGAUGGAACUGGAAGAAGCCUUCCGUUUGUAUUGUCGGUACAGAGAUGAAGGGCUUAUUAUUCAUGUCUUCCCAAGCAUUCCAGAACAACCCGGCAUGCCGUGUCCUGGAGAAGAUCAAUCAAUCUACCGGCGGGGCGCCAGAAGAUGGAGGAAGCUGUACCGAGUGAAUGGCCAUCUGUUUCAAGCCAAGCGCUUUAACAGAAGAGCAUACUGUGGCCAGUGCAGUGAAAGGAUAUGGGGUCUAGGAAGACAAGGUUACAAGUGCAUCAACUGCAAGUUGUUGGUCCAUAAGCGUUGUCACGUUCUUGUCCCACUGACCUGCAAAAGGCAUAUGGAUUCUGUGAUGCCUUCCCAGGAACCUCACUUAGACGAUAAGAAUGACGAAGUUGACGUCCCCACAGAAGAAACAGACGGAAUAUCUUAUAUUUCUUCAACUCGGAAACAUGAUAAUAUUAAAGAUGAUUCUGAGGAACUCAAGCCAGUUAUUGACGGAAUGGAUGGAAUCAAGAUCUCUCAGGGGCUUGGCCUUCAGGACUUUGAUCUGAUCAGAGUCAUUGGACGGGGAAGCUAUGCCAAAGUUCUUUUAGUGCGGUUAAAAAAGAAUGAUCAGAUUUAUGCAAUGAAAGUUGUAAAGAAGGAAUUAGUUCACGACGAUGAGGAUAUUGAUUGGGUGCAAACCGAAAAGCAUGUGUUUGAGCAGGCAUCCAAUAACCCUUUUCUAGUUGGCUUACAUUCCUGUUUCCAAACGACAAGUCGGUUGUUUCUUGUUAUAGAAUAUGUGAAUGGGGGUGACCUCAUGUUUCAUAUGCAACGGCAGAGGAAGCUGCCAGAGGAACACGCAAGGUUUUAUGCUGCUGAAAUCUGCAUUGCUCUCAACUUCCUCCACGAGAGAGGCAUCAUCUACAGAGAUUUAAAACUGGAUAACGUCCUCCUGGAUACGGAGGGCCACAUCAAGCUAACAGACUACGGCAUGUGUAAGGAAGGAUUGGGCCCCGGCGACACGACGAGCACUUUCUGUGGAACGCCAAAUUACAUCGCUCCGGAGAUUCUCCGAGGAGAAGAAUACGGCUUCAGUGUGGAUUGGUGGGCCCUUGGUGUCCUCAUGUUUGAAAUGAUGGCGGGACGAUCUCCUUUUGAUAUUAUUACCGACAAUCCAGAUAUGAACACUGAAGAUUACCUCUUCCAAGUUAUCCUUGAAAAACCAAUCCGAAUUCCAAGAUUCCUUUCUGUUAAGGCCUCUCAUGUUUUGAAAGGGUUUUUAAAUAAGGAUCCCAAAGAGAGGCUCGGAUGCCAACCCCAAACAGGAUUUUCUGAAAUCAAGUCACACACAUUUUUUCGCAGCAUAGACUGGGAUAUGCUGGAAAAGAAGCAGGCCACUCCACCGUUUCAGCCUCAGAUCACGGAUGAUUACGGCUUGGAUAACUUUGAUACACAGUUCACCAGUGAACCUGUGCAGUUAACUCCAGAUGAUGAAGAUGUAAUAAAAAGAAUAGACCAGUCGGAGUUUGAAGGAUUUGAAUAUAUUAAUCCAUUGAUGCUAUCAACCGAGGAAACGGUAUGAGAAUGAGGCACAGAGAGAGAGAGAGAGA